AUGUCUGUUACUAAACUUGAUUGGUCUGCCGACGACAUCACCGAUGCUGCAAAGGGGAUUCACGCUCUGCUGAGGAAUCUAGAAUGGCACAAAGAUGCCAAAAGGAAACACAGAAAAGAUUUCGAGUAUUUGCAGCACUGCCUGCUACCAAAGCUUCGUCUGAUUGGAGGAUAUGUCAAAGACAUUGAUGAUAGCGAGGACCAUCCACGCAAAGCGGAGUGGAACGCUAAUCUGAGAACUGUGAAACGCACCUGGCAGAAGUUAAAAGACUAUCUCAGCAGCCGAAACGGCCUCUUGCCCGAGAGCCUAAACCGCGAUCGCGCAGCUGGCGGUUUGCCAUGGUCUUGGGAUGAGCUCUCGGCUCAGAUCGAAGGAGCUAGGCGGGAAGUCAAGGAUACUCUGGACGACAUGGACAGACUCAUUCUACUUGAGAUAUGCGAGAGGUUUGGCCUCAUCCUGCCGAGAUUGGACUCUAUGUUCCAGAAGAUCGAAGAUUAUGGUGAAUGCAUGUCGACAUACCGCAAAGACGUCCAGGAAAUCCUCUGCUCCAUCCGAUCCAAUAAGCAAGAUUUCAAGUCCCUCAAGAACCUGUUUCAAGGGAGCAUGGCCGAUCUCGCCCACAAGAUCAGCAACAGCCAAAGUGAAACCGAAGCCAUCAAAUCGCAGCUGCAAGCCAUGUCGGAAAAGCUGGAGCGCUUGCUCGCCCAGCUGGCAGAACAGCGCGGGAACUGCACGACCAAGACCGAAAAGAGGUAUCUAGACCAGCUACGGAAGGAAGUCGAAAAGCAAGCCGCCUCCGUAGCGCGUCUGAGAGUGUCGGUCGACGAGACCAUGGGCAUUAUGGCCGAGUUCUUGCACGCCUUGGACAAGCUGGAUUUCAGAAAGGGGAUCUCGCAUCGCGCCUCGGGCGCGUUUACUGACAUGAACGACAUGCUGAGCAAGACGAUAUCUUCGCUGGAAAGACUCUACGAAAGCUUGACGGGACAGACCUUCCACGUCCCGUUCAAGAAGGCGAAGCUCUGGAGAAGGGUGAGGUCGACAGGUGUCGCUCCCUCAGCUCACGACAACGGCGAGUCCCGACAUGAACCAUUGGAUUUUCAGCCGAUUCCCGCGAGAGCGAUGGGUGGCGAGGACAACGACCCUGCAACUUUUGGUACAGGCGUCGAGAAUCAGCCCGCUGGUUCGAGCAAAUCCGCAGAUACAGCGUUGUUAGAGACCACCAACUCUAUGUCCACCUCCACGAUCGUGGCUCUCCCAGCUCCUCCCUCCUCCUCCGGCCCGAAAUCUUCAAGAAUCUCGAUUCAAGACCUGACCAUCCUGCUCACCCGUGCUCCUGAAUCGAUGUCGGCAAGUCCGACGGCCUUCUCGAGCUCUUCUCCUCCUCCUCUUCCGCGCAAAUCUUCAGCCCGGAGAUCGUACCAGUACGUGCUCCGCACGCUGUCUCCGGGCGGCCAAACGCGACCUCCCCCCGUGCCUGCCAUUCCAGCAUACACGGCUACUCCACCACCAGCGCCAGCACAAUCAUCAGCAUCGUCAUCAUUGUCAGAGGUAGAUUUCCCGUCUCCUCUAUUCUCGGCGCUGCCAUCACGACCUCCGUCCAUCGACGCCGGUUCGGCCCUGGACAUCACAGCUUCGCACGCUGCCGGCACCACUAGCACUGCGACCGCCAUUACUGCUGCGGGGAGUGAAUCUGCCAAGGUGCCAUCACUGCUCGCCCAACUGGAGCGGCGGUACAGCCUGACAGUCGUGACUGCGUCUACUUAG
This is a messenger RNA of Cladophialophora bantiana CBS 173.52, 1764 nucleotides long. RefSeq lists its product as uncharacterized. The record is from RefSeq and is a predicted model, not a curated record. Lineage: Eukaryota; Fungi; Ascomycota; Eurotiomycetes; Chaetothyriales; Herpotrichiellaceae. The transcript is spliced from 2 exons. Bases 1 to 1764 code for a protein of 587 amino acids.